AUGUAUGAGACUGCUACGAAGAAUCCCUUGGCAUGUGUUGAAGCUGUUGUCAACAAUGGUAAAACUGUUCAAACAAAAUAUGCUGCAUGGCCAAUCGCUGCUAUUGCUGGUUUAGGUUUGAUUACAUCCGGUGUUGUUUCUGUCAUCGGUCACUCUAACACUGCCGCACAUAUUGCAUCCAACUCCAUGUCCUUGUUUGUUUACUUUCAGUCGUUAGCUAUCACUUCGAUGUUGGCUGUGGCGAAAGUGCCUCCUAUUGCUUCUGCAUGGUCGCAGAAUUUCCAAUGGUCAUUGGGUGUAAUUAGAGCUGAAUUCAUACAGAAAAUCGCAAACUGGUAUUUGCAAGCCACAGGUGGUACACCUACAGAUAUUUUGGACAACAGCCAUUUGUCCAUUUCUGUACAGAAGAUCAAGAGAGGCACCAAUUUGUUAGCCGAGGCUGCAAACAGUCUAGCCAAUGUUGGUCGGCCCAAUUUCUUGCAGAAGAGAGCCUCUAUUUCCGUGGACAGUGACAAUUUUGGUCUUAGUGAUCAACUCAACUCUACUUUGUACACUACUGAUGAGAGAAGCGAGAUUGGAAGCAAGGUAUUGAUUUUACGUGGUAUUCAAAGAGUUGCUUAUUUGGCUGGUAUUGAGAUCAGUGACUUGUACAUGACCACAAUCAUUUUCUUACUUUUUUUCGUCUUUGUUGUGGUUGUUUGCAUGACUUUCUUCAAAGCUGCAGUUGAAAUUUGCAUCCGCUCAAAAAUUAUGAAUGAAGGUAAAUUCAACGAGUAUAGACAACAGUGGGCCAACAUCAUCAAGGGUGCUUUAUACCGUCUAUUAUUGGUUGCAUUGCCACAGGUUGCUGUGUUAAGUUUCUGGGAAUUUACGCAACAUGAUUCUGCUGGUGUUGUUGUUGUUGCUGUCUUUUUACUUCUUGUUACUGUGGGUUUGUUGAGUUAUGCCAUUGUACGCGUGGUAAGCUUUGGACGCAGGUCAGUUAAACAACACAAAAACCCUGCGUUGCUUUUGUUUGGAGAUCUCAAAUUUUUAAACAAAUUUGGUUUCGUCUACGUGCAAUUCAGGGCUGAUUGUUACUACUUUGUUGCUUGUUCAUUUGCCUACACGAUAAUCAAGACAUUAUUCGUCGCCGUAUUGCAAGGACAUGGAAGAGUCCAAGCGGUAUUAGUUUUUGUUGUCGAGUUAUUCUAUUGUGUGGCCGUCUGCUGGAAGAGACCUUUCAUGGAUAAGAGAACGAACGUGUUCAACAUCACCAUUGCUGUGAUAAACACUAUAAAUGCGCUUUUCUUCAUGUUCUUUUCUUAUGUUUUCAACCAACCUCAGGUUGUUGCUUCCGUUAUGGCUGUGGUUUAUUUCUUUGUGAACGCAGUUUUUGCCUUGUUUUUGUUGAUUUUCACAAUUGUUACUUGCGUUUUGGCAUUGGUUUACAAGAAUCCAGAUACGAGAUACCAACCUAUGAAGGAUGACAGAGUAUCAUUUUUGCCGCGUAUUGGACAUAUUAAUGGUAAAGGAACUGAAGCUCAGGAUAAUAUGGAGUUGGUCGCUUUGGGUGCUAGUGCUAUGAAGGGACUAGAACAUGCCCAACCAAUGCAAUACGGUGAGGAUGAAUCUUUUGACGAUGAGGACUCUUCGAACAAGAAGAAUGCUUACAGCCUGGUUUACAACGACAGCGGAAGUCUUUCUAAAAACUCCUUAGCGGAAACAUUAGAACCACAGCAUGUUGCAUCAACAAUAGUUGGAAACUCUACCAAUGCAUACCAGAACUUCCAAAGUUCCUAUACUGGAAGACAUGAUGAUUCACAUCCUUACAAGGGGUAUUACGACCAGAAUUAG
Clavispora lusitaniae ATCC 42720 is the source of this 1836-nucleotide messenger RNA. RefSeq names its product flavin adenine dinucleotide transporter (gene FLC2). Gene Ontology annotation, biological process: fungal-type cell wall biogenesis; transmembrane transport. Gene Ontology annotation, cellular component: membrane. The record is from RefSeq and is a predicted model, not a curated record. Lineage: Eukaryota; Fungi; Ascomycota; Pichiomycetes; Serinales; Metschnikowiaceae.